Messenger RNA from Rhodotorula toruloides NP11, 1233 nucleotides. RefSeq names its product BTB/POZ-like domain containing protein. Bases 1 to 1233 code for a protein of 410 amino acids. The record is from RefSeq and is a predicted model, not a curated record. Gene Ontology annotation, cellular component: cytoplasm. NCBI's taxonomy places the organism in Eukaryota, Fungi, Basidiomycota, Microbotryomycetes, Sporidiobolales, Sporidiobolaceae. Gene Ontology annotation, molecular function: ubiquitin protein ligase binding. The transcript is spliced from 4 exons. Gene Ontology annotation, biological process: regulation of proteolysis; proteasome-mediated ubiquitin-dependent protein catabolic process.
AUGUCUAGUGGAGUGCCUGCAGCUGCCGCCGUCCCGACUCCCGGCCAGCGCGUCGAGCCGAAACUCGUCUCGUUCGCCUUCAAGGAAUCGCACAAGUACUCGUUUACCUGCGACCUCGAGCUGGACGUGACCGACCCGGCACUCUCCGCGACGUUUGAGCUGCCGGAUGUGCCGAUACGGGGCGACUGGUCGUGCACCGUCGAGCGCGUCGAGCAAGAUCUUCACUUGAGUAUUCUGCACAGCUCGCUGCCUUCGGGCGCGUACGGACUCGGGUCGGGUCGCAUGCAAGUUUCCGCUGUGCUGGAGAAGGAGGAAUACUCACUUGGAAGCUUUUCUUGGGGGACCGAAUGGAUGCCGAGCAGGUAUACCGACGACAUGAACCUUGCCUUCGCAGGCUGGCGCAGCACGAUAGCCGCUGUCGAGCUCGAGCCUGCCACUUCCGGCUCGACUUAUGACCCAGGCAAGCACCGCCAUAACGCGUCUUGUGUGAACUCGAACCUGGAGCAGCUAUUCCCGCUCGAGCUCAGCCCCAUCUCGCGCGAUGUCCGCUUUCUCUUUCCGCAUGCACCGUCAGGAGGCGCGGAACUUUGGGCAGACGCCGACUUCCUCGCUCACGCCUCGCCUUUCUUCAGCAGUCUACUCUCGUCUGGUGUACCUCAAGAGUAUCCAAUGAAGCUCAGCAACGACACCAGCCUGCAGUACAAGCAGAUCCAGAUCACCGAGACUUCCUUUUCGACGUAUCGUGCUGUCCUUGCGUACCUUCGAACCGACUCGAUCGAGUUCGCGCCGCUGUCCUCGGACUGCAAGCCGCUCAGCACAGAUGCCAAGCACACCCGCCGGCACUAUCUCGCAGUUUCCCUCGAUGCAAAACUCCCGACCCUCGUCUCGCCCAAGUCGACCUACCGGCUCGCACACCUCCUCGAGCUUGGCGCGCUACAGAAGAUCUGCAUCAACCGCCUUCGCCACGUCCUGCGUCCCGAGAACGCCCCGAUUGAGCUCUUCUCGAGCGUCUCGCAGCUGUACGACGACUGGCGCAAGGUCAUCCUUGACUACAUCUUGGACAACUGGGACGCGGUGAUGAAGACUGACUCGUGGAAGAAGAAGAAGGGCGAGAUUGACAGCCGCAAGUUGCCUGAGUCUGCGCCCAUCCUCCUCGAACUCUUCGAGGCCAAGUUGGCGACCAUCAAGAAGAAAACGUACGGACCGCUCUGUCUGUCCAUUGUCAGACCCUGA